CCGAAACGGCGUCGUAGGGUUGACCACUCCCCUUAGAUACCCUGCUUUAAUAAUAAAGUGCAAGACAUACCAAAUCAACGCUUUUCUUCCUCUCCUUCUUGUAGCUGUGUGUUCAUCAUCGAUAAAGGGAUUCAAGAAUCAAAACUUAGGACAACAACCAAUUUGAGGUAUUCUUUUAUACUCUGAUCGGCAUAGUUGGCAAAGGACUGUUGCAGGCGAGAACGAUCACAUUUUUAGCACACGGCCUCUUCCUUUUCCUUUUCCUUUUCCUUUUCUUCCUCAUUCAUCUGCAAAGAUGAGCGAUCAAAUAGCGAAAGGGGAAGAUUUCGAGAGGAAAGCGGAGAAGAAGCUCAAUAGCUGGGGCAUCUUCGGUUCCAAACACGAAGACGCCGCUGAAUUGUUCGAGAAAGCUGGCAAUUGCUUCAAACUCGCCAAAUCAUGGGACCAAGCAGGAGCGGUUUAUAUCAAGUUAGCCAACUGCCAUCUAAAGUUGGAUAGCAAACAUGAAGCUGCUAAUGCAUAUGCCGAUGCUGCUCAUUGCUAUAAGAAGACAAAUAUUAAAGCUCGCUUUGCAGAGUCCAUAAAUUGCCUAGAGCAAGCUGUAAAUCAGUUUCUCGAAAUUGGAAGGCUUAAUAUGUCUGCAAGAUAUUACAAGGAAAUUGCUGAAUUAUAUGAGGCUGAACAAAACUUUGAGCAGGCUAUUGUUUAUUUUGAGAAGGCAGCUGAUCUUUUCCAAAGUGAGGAUGUAACAACUUCUGCAAAUCAGUGUAAGCAGAAAAUUGCUCAGUUCGCUGCUCAACUGGAACAAUACCAGAAAUCAAUCGAUAUUUAUGAAGAGAUAGCACGACAAUCGCUGAGCAAUCACUUGCUGAAGUAUGGAGUUAAAGGACAUCUUCUUAAUGCUGGCAUUUGCCAACUCUGCAAAGGCGAUGAAGUUGCAAUUAGCAAUGCAUUAGACCGAUUUCAGGAACUGGAUCCAACGUUUUCAGGGACGCGCGAGUACAAACUGCUGGCGGAUUUGGCUGCUGCAAUUGAUGACGAGGAUGUUGCAAAGUUUACUGAUGCUGUGAAGGAAUAUGAUAGCAUGACCCAGCUGGAUGCUUGGAAGACAAGCCUUUUGUUGAGAGUGAAGGAAUCACUGAAGGCUAAAGAACUAGAAGAGGAUGAUCUUACUUGAUUCUUUUCUUCUUCGAGUGUUUUGCCAUUUGGAUUUCAAAUUGUUGAUUUCAUUGUACUGGGUGAUUGUGUCUCUUCAAGCUUAUUUACACUGUUUUUGUGUGUGUUGCUAAUCAAAGUGCAUUUGCUUGCUUUUAUAAGCAUGAGUUUGUAAUACAAUUAUGGCUUUGUUUUGCUA
Cornus florida is the source of this 1354-nucleotide messenger RNA. RefSeq names its product alpha-soluble NSF attachment protein-like. The coding region runs from base 296 to 1177 and encodes 293 amino acids. Gene Ontology annotation, biological process: SNARE complex disassembly; intracellular protein transport. Lineage: Eukaryota; Viridiplantae; Streptophyta; Magnoliopsida; Cornales; Cornaceae. The record is from RefSeq and is a predicted model, not a curated record. Gene Ontology annotation, cellular component: SNARE complex; vacuolar membrane. Gene Ontology annotation, molecular function: soluble NSF attachment protein activity; syntaxin binding. The transcript has 10 exons.